GUUGAGUGCGGGUGGUUAGACAGCGGGGUGAGAGAGGGAAACAGGCAACGGUGUCGGAGCGGAGUAGGUGCUCUCACACCUAUUUUGUUUUUUUAUUUUGUUAAUGCUCAGGUUGAGUAAUAUAACUUGACAGCUAAUAAAGGGCGAGUCAGUUGCACAGACCUCUCACUUUAUCUGAGCCUACCUGUGUUAAAGCAGCGUUGCCACUGCCUGCUCGCUGACUGCUGAGCUGCAAGUGUAUUUCUUGGGAAUUAAAAAGGAACAACAGGGAAGUGUUUCUCUUGAGAUUUUUUUUUAUUGGUUUGAGUAUAUAAUGGGAGACACUGACUCGGCCAGUUAAUUUACUGCAAGCGGAUUGUAUGAAGAGCGCGCAGCCCUGCCGAGUGUGCGCGCGGACACUGGAAAGUUGGUGGGUGGCCACGGUGAAAUCGCGCCGCAGUACUGAAACGGACCGUGGACUGGUUGGCCGGGACGGCUUCUGGACUGAUACUCUAUUUGGAAAGGGCGAAUCAGCCCCCGUGUCUUGGUGUACGGAGUCGAGCUAAAGAACAGAGAACGUUUGUCUCCCGGAUUGGAAAAUAUUUUUACGCCUCUCGCAGGUUUGCACCGAGAGGACCUACACGCCAGUCCGCUAGACCUUCACCUGUCGAGUUCUCUGGGGCCGCGAGGCUUCACCUGGCAGCAUGAAAGCGUAGCCACGCCCCCCUCGCUGAAGGAAAUGGCUUCUGAUUGGUCGAGCUUGCACUGCCUGGCGUGGGACGUGGCCGCACCUCUGCUGGGGAUCUGAGCGGUUUAUGGGAGACCCCCGGUUUUUUUCCCUGAGGAUUCCCCCCUCCCUUCUGCCCCAUCCCAGCCCACUAGCCCCCCACCACCACCACCACCCCACCCCUAAUCUGUCUUACCCCGCCCACUUUUUUUAAAAAUUCAUUUUUUUCUUGCCCGGAACCGAAGACAUGGCGAAGAACUCGUACAGCGGGGUGAAGAACUCCAUGGCGACGCCCAAUCACGGCGGCGGCUUCGCCGUCUCGCUGCAGGAGCUGCGCUCCCUGAUGGAGCUGCGGGGGGCGGAGGGGCUGCAUAGGGUGGAGGAGGCGUUCGGUGGCGCGCAGGGGCUCUGCUCGCGCCUCCACACCUCCCCCGUGGACGGUUUAAGUGGAAACCCCGCAGACAUCAGUAAAAGAAUAGAAGAGUUUGGGCAGAACUUUAUACCUCCGAAAAAGGCAAAAACCUUUCUGCAGUUAGUGUGGGAGGCGCUGCAGGACGUGACGCUGAUCAUCCUGGAAGUGGCGGCCAUCGUUUCGUUGGGUCUGUCUUUCUACAGACCUCCGGAUGCGGAAAGAGAGCACUGUGGAAAGGCAGCAGGCGGGGUGGAGGACGAGGGGGAGGCGGAGGCGGGCUGGAUCGAGGGCGCGGCCAUCCUGCUGUCCGUGGUCUGCGUGGUCCUGGUGACGGCCUUCAACGACUGGAGCAAGGAGAAGCAGUUCCGCGGGCUGCAGAGCCGCAUCGAGCAGGAGCAGCGCUUCAGCGUGGUGCGCGCCGGGCAGGUCAUCCAGAUCCCCGUGGCCGACAUCGUGGUCGGGGACGUCGCCCAGAUCAAAUACGGUGACCUCCUGCCCGCCGACGGCGUGCUGAUCCAGGGGAACGACCUGAAGAUCGACGAGAGCUCGCUGACCGGCGAGUCCGACCACGUCAAGAAGGUGCUGGAUAAGGACCCCAUGCUGCUGUCGGGCACCCAUGUGAUGGAGGGCUCGGGGAAGAUGGUGGUGACAGCGGUGGGAGUGAACUCCCAGACCGGAAUAAUCUUCACCCUGCUGGGGGCGGGAGAGGACGACGAGGACGAAGAGGAGGAGAAGAAGAAAAAGAAAGAGGAGAAGAAGAGAGAGAAGAAGAACAGGAAGCAGGACGGAUCCGCCGAAAACCGCAAGAAAGCUAAGGCCCAGGAUGGAGCCGCAGUGGAGAUGCAGCCGCUCAACAGCGAGGGAGGCGAUGGGGAAAAGAAGAAAGCCAACCUGGCAAAGAAAGAGAAAUCUGUUCUACAGGGGAAGCUGACAAAACUGGCCGUCCAGAUCGGCAAAGCAGGCCUGGUGAUGUCAGCCAUCACUGUCAUCAUCCUGGUGGGUCUCUUCGCGGUGGACACCUUCUGGAUCCAGGGCCUCCCGUGGGUCAAAGACUGCACCCCCAUCUACGUCCAGUUCUUUGUCAAGUUCUUCAUCAUCGGCGUCACCGUGCUGGUGGUGGCUGUGCCUGAGGGUCUGCCAUUGGCUGUCACCAUCUCCCUGGCCUACUCCGUUAAAAAAAUGAUGAAGGAUAAUAACUUAGUGAGGCACCUGGACGCCUGUGAGACCAUGGGCAACGCCACGGCCAUCUGCUCCGACAAGACGGGCACGCUCACCACCAACCGCAUGACCGUGGUGCAGGCCUACCUGGCCGAGAAGCACUACCGCAGGGUCCCGGACCCGGCGCAGAUCCCCGGCACCAUCCUGGACCUCCUCGUCCUGGGGAUCGGGGUCAACUGCGCCUACACCACCAAAAUCAUGGCCCCGGAGAAGGAGGGAGGCCUUCCCCGCCAGGUGGGGAACAAGACCGAGUGUGCCUUACUGGGGCUGGCCUUGGACCUGAAGAGAGACUGCCAGGCCGUGCGCAGGGACAUCCCGGAGGAGAAGCUCUACAAGGUCUACACCUUCAACUCCGUCAGGAAGUCCAUGAGCACCGUGCUGAAGAACGCCGACGGAAGCUUCCGGAUGUUCAGCAAGGGGGCCUCAGAGAUCCUGCUGAAGAAGUGCUGCAGGAUCAUGACGGCGGGCGGGGAGGCGCGGCAGUUUCGGCCGCGGGACCGGGACGACCUGGUGAAGCAGGUGAUCGAGCCCAUGGCCUCCGAGGGCCUGCGGACCAUCUGCCUGGCGUACCGCGACUUCCCCGCCUCCGAGGGCGAGCCGGACUGGGACGACGAGAACGGCAUCCUGACCGCGCUCACCUGCCUGUGCGUGGUGGGCAUCGAGGACCCCGUCCGGCCGGAGGUCCCAGAGGCCAUAAGGAAGUGCCAGCGCGCUGGGAUCACCGUACGGAUGGUUACCGGGGACAACAUCAAUACGGCCCGCGCCAUAGCAACCAAGUGCGGGAUACUGCAGCCGGGCGGCGACUUCCUGUGCAUGGAGGGCAAGGAGUUCAACCGCAGGAUCCGCAACGAGAAGGGAGAGAUUGAACAGGAGCGCAUCGAUAAGAUCUGGCCCAAACUCCGCGUGCUGGCAAGGUCCUCCCCUACUGACAAACACACGCUUGUGAAAGGUAUCAUCGACAGCACUGUUCUAGAACAGAGGCAGGUCGUCGCGGUGACAGGAGACGGCACCAAUGACGGCCCAGCCUUGAAGAAAGCGGACGUUGGGUUCGCCAUGGGCAUCGCCGGGACGGAUGUGGCCAAGGAGGCGUCUGACAUCAUCCUGACGGACGACAACUUCUCCAGCAUCGUGAAGGCGGUGAUGUGGGGGCGGAACGUGUACGACAGCAUCUCCAAGUUCCUGCAGUUCCAGCUCACCGUCAACGUGGUGGCUGUGAUCGUGGCCUUCACCGGAGCCUGCAUCACACAGGACUCCCCUCUGAAGGCGGUGCAGAUGCUGUGGGUGAACCUGAUCAUGGACACCUUCGCCUCGCUGGCUCUGGCCACUGAGCCGCCCACAGAGUCUCUGCUGCUGAGGAAGCCCUACGGCCGCAACAAGCCGCUCAUCUCCCGCACCAUGAUGAAGAACAUCCUGGGCCACGGCGUCUACCAGCUCACCAUCAUCUUCACCCUGCUGUUCGCCGGUGAGCAGAUCUUUGACAUCGACAGCGGGCGGAACGCCCCGCUCCACGCCCCCCCGUCGGAACACUACACCAUCGUCUUCAACGUCUUCGUCAUGAUGCAGCUCUUCAACGAGAUCAACGCCCGCAAGAUCCACGGCGAGCGCAACGUCUUCGAGGGCAUCUUCAACAACCUCAUCUUCUGCUCCAUCGUCUUCGGCACCUUCAUCAUCCAGAUUGUCAUUGUUCAGUUUGGUGGGAAGCCGUUCAGCUGCGUGGGCCUGACUGUGGACCAGUGGCUCUGGUGCGUCUUCCUGGGCAUGGGCUGCCUGCUCUGGGGCCAGUUCAUCUCCUCCAUUCCCACGAGCCGGCUGAAGUUCCUGAAGACGGCGGGGCACGGGACGCAGAAGGAGGAGAUCCCCGACGAGGAGCUGGAGGACAUGGACGACCUGGAGGAGAUCGACCACGCCGAGCGCGAGCUGCGCCGCGGCCAGAUCCUGUGGUUCAGAGGCCUCAACCGCAUCCAGACCCAGAUGGAUGUAGUCAAUGCUUUCCAGAGUGGAUCCUUUCAGGCGGCUCUGAGGAGGCAGUCCUCGGGCGCCAGCCAGCAGCAGCUGGACGUGCCCCCUGCUGCUAGCCCUGCUGCUAGCCCCGCGCACAUCCGGGUGGUGAACGCGUUCCGUAGCGCCUCCCCCUUCGAGGGGCUGGAGAACGCGGAGGCGCGCAGCUCCAUACACAACUUCAUGACCCACCCCGAGUUUCGGAUAGAGGACUCCGAGCCCCACAUCCCCCUCAUCGACGACACGGACGCCGAGGACGACGCCCCCACCAAGCGCAACUCCUCCUCCCCCGGCACGCCCCCUCCAGAAACCACAUCUCUGGCCCCGCCCCCGUCCCCGCCCCCAUCCCCGCCCCUGCCCAAUCAGAACAACAACGCCGUGCACAGUGGAGCCCAGCACUUCCUGGAGAGCCGGGUGUUGGGCCUGCCCCCGGGGAGCCCCCUUCACAGCCUGGAGACCUCCCUCUGAGCCCCGCCCACACCGGACGCUUGGCCCCACCCCCUCCCUCUGAGCCCCGCCCACACCGGACCCUGGACCCCACCCCCUCUCUCUGAGCCACGCCCACACCAGACACUUGGCCCCGCCCCCUCCAUCUGAACCCCACCCACACCGGACGCUUGGCCCCGCCCCCUCCAUCUGAGCCCCACCCACACCGGACACUGGACCCCACCCCCUCUCUGUGAGCCCCGCCCACACCGGACACUUCCUGCUGGAACCCAGAGCCAGUGUCUGAGGGGGAGAAAAAGGAGGAGGAGGAAGACAAGGAGGAAGAGGAGGA
Molecule: messenger RNA, 5112 nt
Organism: Anguilla rostrata (American eel)
Lineage: Eukaryota; Metazoa; Chordata; Actinopteri; Anguilliformes; Anguillidae
Product: plasma membrane calcium-transporting ATPase 1-like
Exons: 22
Coding region: 954-4802 (1282 amino acids)
Biological process (GO): regulation of cytosolic calcium ion concentration; calcium ion transmembrane transport
Cellular component (GO): intracellular membrane-bounded organelle; plasma membrane
Molecular function (GO): ATP hydrolysis activity; P-type calcium transporter activity; ATP binding
Source: RefSeq, a predicted model, not a curated record